Molecule: messenger RNA, 2435 nt
Organism: Drosophila virilis
Lineage: Eukaryota; Metazoa; Arthropoda; Insecta; Diptera; Drosophilidae
Product: carnitine O-acetyltransferase
Biological process (GO): carnitine metabolic process, CoA-linked
Cellular component (GO): peroxisome
Molecular function (GO): carnitine O-acetyltransferase activity
Source: RefSeq, a predicted model, not a curated record
CGUCUAGAGUAUAAAUUUGCUAUAAUCUUUCGAUUCUUCUCCAAAUUGUAUAAUGCGGGCCCUAAUCACGACAGAGCGCUUCCUGAGCACACCCACGCAGUACAACGGCAAUUCUCGUAAUUACGGCAAACAGAAUAACAAUGUGCACGCAAGGCCUAUAAGGACUCAGCCCAAAAAUGAACGGAGCCUCGUUGCAAAACUCUUUUUCUAUGUGAAAUCAUGGGCAAAACAAUUUCAAUUCCUACCAACUUUAAUUUCACCUAAGCAUAACGUCAAGCAACAGCAAACGGAGCCUAUGAGAUUAGCGAACGUCAAGCAACUGCAAACGGAGCCUAAGAGAUUGCCCAAAAUAAAAAAAAAAUCAAUUACCAAAAAUCAAUCAACAAAUCGAGUUAGUAAAGCGACCCGAACUCCCAAAUUUGUAGAUAUACAGAGAGCAGAGGCCGAUAUCUUCUCCCGCCUACAAAUACCAACAUGUAUCUGUGCACCGGCACAAGCUUAUCCAGUGAACCCAACAAAAACUGGCCCUGUGGUGCUGCCUUAUCUGAAAUAUCAAUUACCCAAUUAUCCGGUUAUACCGCUGCAGCUGACUCUCAAUCGUUAUUUAAACAGCCUAAAACCGCUUUUCAAGGAGAAGGACCUUGAAAAAGAGCAGAUGCUGACACGCGACUUUCUGAACAACAAGGGAUGUGAACUGCAAAAGCUGCUUCAGGAAGCCGGACAAGCCGAUGACAAUUGGCUCACCGAACGCUGGACAAAGGUCACCUACUUGCGACAUCGUUCACCGUUAACUGUCUAUUCCAGUCCUUGCAUAGCGUUUCCUAGACAACAAUUUCGUAGUACUUUUGAAUUUUUGGACUUCACGGCCAAGGCCAUAUAUGCCAUGUGCGAGUUCAAUAGUCUGGUGGAGAACAAUCAAAUACCCGUUUGCAGAUUGGGAUACUUUGAGCUGGAUAACAGUCAACUGCACCAAGUAUUUGGCACGGUCCGCACACCGCAACGCGAGAGCGAUGUCCUGCAACAGUUCGGAUCCAACUAUAUUGUUGUCAUACACAACAAUAAUUUCUACAAACUACCUGUUUACAGCACGGAGCAAAAAGAUGUGUACAACGUAUUUCAGAUCAGAAAGCAAUUGGUGGAACUUAUUAAUUCAGGGCAUGCCAAGGGACCAGCAAUUGGCCUGCUCACCCACGACACACGUAACAACUGGGCCGAAGGCCGUGAAUUGCUUUGCCGCAAAGAUCUGGACGCCUAUGCGAUUCAGUGCAUCGAACAGGCGCUCUUCACAGUCUCCCUGGACGAAUAUCUUGAGGUACCUGAAGACCAGGAGCGUUCCAUGCUGGCUGCUCAGCUUUUGCAUGGCGGCGGCUUGCAUAUAAAUAGUGCCAAUCGUUGGAUGGACAAGACCCUGCAGCUGAUUGUCAAUCCCAACGGCAUGGCCGGUCUGUGCUGUGAGCUUGCGGCCGCGGAACCGUAUCCGGCGGCCAGCAUUAUGGACUAUAUAUUAAAGAACAUUGUUAACCCGGAAUAUGGAAUGGUCUCCCACACCACGGACCCAGGUGACCUGGUGGAAUACAUUAGUUUUGAAGAAGUCGACGAGUGCAUCGGUUGCUGGUUGACGGCGGCGAAGCAUAACAUAAAAAAAAUCACUAGACGUUUGAAGCUGCAUGCAUUCCAGUUCGAUUGCUACGGCACGAGUCUCAUCAAUUCCCAAGGCCUUGCACCAGAUAGCUUUGUGCAGAUGGCACUGCAGCUGGCCUUUUAUAGGCAGCACAAGAAGCUGCCCGUACAGCACGAGUCGGCACAUUUGCGCAUCUUUAAAAGGGGACGCAGCGAAGUCGUACGUUCAACUUCUAAAGAAUCUUCGAAUUUUGUGCAUACCAUGGUUUCGGGCAAAGCCACAUCUAGCGCUUCCUGGUUGGCAAUGCGCGCCGCAGUGGACUCUCAUCAGCAUCAGACAAUGCUGGCGCAUCAGGGACGUGGCGUGGAUCGCCAUUUGUUCGGCCUGGAACAGAUGGCAAUUGAACAGGGCAAGCCCUUGCCCUACUUUUUUAGCACCGCAGGUUAUCAGAGAUCGAAAAAUUUUGGCAUAGUCAGCUCCCACCUUACGACCCCACAUGACUGUUUCAUGGCCUACGGCCCACUCAACUCGGAGGGCUAUGGCUGCUGUUAUAAUUUGCGCGAGAAUGAUAUAACCUUUGCCAUUUCUGGCUGGGAUGGAAAUCCUGAUAUUUCGGUCGCGCGUUACUGCACGGCAAUUGAAUCGGCUCUAACCGAAAUGGGGCAUCUCAGGAAAAGGCGCAGCUCUAGUUCCACGGCCAAGGAUGUCGGUAACGGCAUGCAGCACAAGAAAUAGUUAAAGUUUAAUUUUAAUAUUUAUUAAUUGUACCUAAAGUUUGAAAUAACUUAAGUGUGGCUCAGGCAUAAAAUUUAAA